Messenger RNA from Schistosoma turkestanicum, 765 nucleotides. Lineage: Eukaryota; Metazoa; Platyhelminthes; Trematoda; Strigeidida; Schistosomatidae. The record is from the annotation of a GenBank genome assembly.
AUGAACGCGUUAAUGGACAAUUCUAAUUACAGGAACGAAGCUAACAGCUGUGGUAUUUUAAGUGCCACUUCGACCUCUGAAGAUGAUCAGCUGAGUUUAUGUUGUCUAUGUGGUCAGACGUUUCCGAAUAUCAAGUCCCUUCAUAUUCACAUUAAUGUUGUGCACAAAGAAGUGGCGGACUCUUUCGAUUUUCACUUAACAGGUGGCGAAAACGACGACUCUUCUUCAGUCACUUUAGAAUCACGGAUCUCUCCGUUGUCUGGUAGUAAAGAAUUUGUUUCCAAACCUGCAACUUCAGUUGUUUGUCCAAAUUGUAAAAAGCUGUUUUCUGGUCUCACAAGUCUGCGAGUUCAUAUAGAUUCUGUACAUCAUGGUAAUCGAACUCCUCAAUGUGAUUAUUGCAUGAAAAAGUUCUCUACCUUAUCCUACCUUCGAAUGCAUGUUGCUACUGUUCAUGAAGGUGUUCGUGCUUAUUCCUGUAAUAUCUGCGGAAAGAGCUACACUCAAAAGCAUUCUUUGAAAAAACAUCUCAGAAAUUCUCAUUCAGUUUCAUUUAAUCAAGGUAUACUAGAUGAUACAACAUCAGCUGGUGAGGUACAACAGUAUACAUCCAACCAGUCUAUGUGUUCUAAUGAAAUGCGUGCUUUUAAAUCACGUAAAAAGUUACUUGUUGAUUCUCCAAUUAUGCCUAACUCCUCUAGUCCUAGUCCAUCCAGAUCAAAUGAAGUGGAGGGUCCUGUUUCAUUGGAAACUAAAAAUCACUAG